Messenger RNA from Saxophila tyrrhenica, 4005 nucleotides. It is a transcript of the gene PRP24, whose product is annotated as Splicing factor. Gene Ontology annotation, biological process: RNA processing. The record is from RefSeq and is a predicted model, not a curated record. The transcript is spliced from 2 exons. The coding region runs from base 1 to 4005 and encodes 1334 amino acids. Gene Ontology annotation, molecular function: protein binding; RNA binding. Gene Ontology annotation, cellular component: ribonucleoprotein complex. Lineage: Eukaryota; Fungi; Ascomycota; Dothideomycetes; Mycosphaerellales; Extremaceae.
AUGAACAUCAACUCCCUCCUCUCGCCCAGCGAGUCGCCCGCAACGCCUGAAGAGCCACCGUCCAACCCACCUCCAAGGGCACGGCCAGCGGGUGGCAAACGAACGACGUCCGGCUUGAGCCAGGAAGUUCGACGCUCGCCUGAAGGCGCAACAUCGACGCCAUCUUCGCGCCCAUCGUCAGCGUACGACUCGCCCAGCAAGAAUCAACGCGCCUUUCCACGGCAGUCUGCGCCUGUGCCUGCGGCGCCGGGCUUUCGACCUGCUGCGCGAGCGACACCGACCAGCAAUCCAGCACCUGCGCAAGACUCUCCCUCAUACCAUGGGCAUUCAUCAAGCCAGCAGCGGCCUGUAGUUGCGCAUCGGGUCUCGUCGACCCCGCAGAUGGAGACAUUGGCUGACUUGGCAUCUAUGCAAAAUCGCCACCAAGCGACUCGCGCAUCCUCUUUGAACGGCAUACCACGAUCUACUACCAAGCAGGACUCACGCUCACCAUCUCUCAUCAACCCCAAUCAGGGCGGCCGUCCUGCUCCUUUCCGCAACUCCUCUGGCCAGUCACUUGCAGAUAUCACCAUGGCGGAAGCCCCAUCCUCCACGCCGCCACCGCGCACCUUCGAGUCCGCGGCUCUAUCAGAAACAGAGUCGGCCACCGUCACUGAGCUCCUCCAACAUCUGAAUGAGAACUCCUGGGCCUACGACUCGCAUGUCCAACUCAUCGCCCUACUCCACAAAGGCUUUCUCGCGCACGUCUAUCCGCCUGCCGAUAGCAAUGGGACCACGCCACGAGAUCCCAAAGCUUACAGCUUUCUUACCGAACUACGUCAGGCGCGCGAGGCGAUGAAAAGUCGUUUUGCGCUUGGCGAAGAUCUGUGGGUUGAAUGGCUUUCUGAUGAGAUGCUACUGGCUUCUUCAUGGGAGGAGCGCACCACUUUGACUGAGCUCUUCGAGAAAGCGGUGGAGAGCGAGCCGGCUUCAGUGAAGCUGUGGCGCAUGUGGGUUGACUAUGUCUCCUCGAACUACGCCGAUUGCAACAAUCUGGAUGGCGCCGACCAAAGCGGUUGGACUGAGGAGGACAAGGAGGUCUGCCGCGAGCUCUUCACCCGCGAUAUGAUGCUGGGCAUUCUCGAAAAGGGACAAGCUGCAACUCAGUGGCGAAUGGACGAAAGCCAGCUUCUGUGGGACCCUUUCGCACAGCUCGUUCAGGAAAGUUUCCCUGAUACGGCAGCACCGAAAGAUGUGGACCAGCUGUUCACUCUGUUUGUACAGCGGCUGCAGACACCGCAUAUCGUGUGGGAGGAUACUGCGCAAGCGUUCUGGCCACUGGUUUCACGCCAUCGAAGCAAUGAUUGGGAAUCAGUAAUGCGAGAUGUCACUGAGUUGGCUGGCCCUGCAAAGCGCGCAAUGGGUCUGCGUGAAGAACAGGAACUCAACCUCAGAAGAGCGGUUGAAGGUGACAACCGCAUGGAAGCUUUCAAUGCAUUCGCGCAAUACCUGGAAUUGGAGAAGAAGAUCUCAAAGAAGCCCAAGCAGCAAGGCCCGUUCGAUGGCCACCUCAGGUGUGCCGUGUAUGAACGAGCUUUGCUCCGCUUUCCGACCUACGUGGAUUGGUGGUUGGACUAUGUGGACUACAUCAUCACCGCCAAAGCGCCAACAUCGGUCGUAGCACUGAUUGAGCGAGCAGUUAAUCAUUGUCCAUGGUCCGGAGAUCUGUGGGCAAGGUGGAUCCUGCAAUCAGAUGUGGAGGGCAUGUCUCGCGAAGACAUCGAGAAGAUCAAACAUCGUGCGACCAACUCUGGACUGCUUGAUAUUGGCGGUAUGGAGGAGCUGGUCAAAGUGCUGAUACAGUGGUGCAGCUAUCUACGCCGGCAUGCGUUCCGACCGAACUGCUCAGAGGAUGAUCUCGACACAGCAGAAGUCGGCAUCACCAUGGCGCUGGAGGACAUCCAACAAGCUGGUACCAGGAUCUAUGGCAAAGACUUCCACGGCGAUCCAUUGUACCGACUCGAGCGCAUCCAGAUCAAGUUUCUAUCGGAAGCACGCCGCUUCGAAGACGCCCGCGGAAUCUACAGAGCGCUCGCAGACAAGCAGAAGAACGUCGCUGAGUUCUGGCUGACAUAUUACAAUUGGGAACUGUGGCUGUGGGGCUUUGACCGGAUGGCUGACAAGCAUCGGGUUGAGACGGCGAAUAACGGACCUGACAAAGCUACUGCUGUGGCGCAACAAGCGCUGAGCCAGCGAAGCCUGGAUGAGCCGGAGAAAAUCUUGAGCACGUACUUGAACCACUUUCAGCAGCACGAGUCAGGCGAGAAGUUGCGUGCGGCCCUUGUGCAAUCGAGAGAGUUUUCGAGAGGACUGGCGAUUCGAAGGGCUAAGGAAGCUGAAGAAGCCGCGGCGCAGCCAGCAGUGUACCAAGCUCCUGCGACCGAUGCUGCAAACGCAAGCGCAGUACAAGGAAGAGAGAAGAGGAAACGAGAAGACGAUGCCUUGACAAACGGCACCAGCGACAAAAAGGCCAAGAUUACCAACGGAGAAGAGCCGGCAUCGGGCUUUGGAGAGCCUUCUGGAUCUGCUUCUGCCCAGGUCAAGCGCGAUCGCGAGAACAACACGAUCACGGUGAAGAAUCUGCCGGCUGAUGUACAGGAGCUUGACGUCAGGAAGUUCUUCAAGGAUGUUGGUACGAUAGUUUCUGUCACGUGGUUGGAAGACAGGGCGACUACCACCGCCAUGGCCAUUGUCGAGUUCGAGAGCCAUGAAGAUGUACUCGCCGCAAAGACGCGGAAUGGCAGAGACCUGAACGGCAGUGAGGUGCGCAUCCAGGGCGGCAGCCAGAGCACGCUCUACGUCACCAACUACCCGCCCGAGUACGAUGAAGCUGCCAUCCGCAAGCUGUUUGCGAGCUACGGCGAGAUCAUCAGCGUUCGUCUGCCAUCACUCAAGUACGAGAACAGGCGACGCUUCUGCUACGUGCAAUUCCUCACCACAGAAAUGGCGAAAGCCGCCGAGGCAGCGAUGGACAACAAAAUGCUGGAUGGCAGCCACAAACUCCUCGCAAAGAUCUCCGACCCAGACGCCAAAAAACAGCGCUCCGGCGCACAAGCAGAAGGCCGCGAACUCUUCGUCAAGAACCUCCACCGCGAAGCCUCCGACGACGACAUCAAAACCUUCUUCGAGCAGUACGGCUCCGUCGUGCACAUGAACAUGGUCAAGCUCGUCAACGGCAAACGCACCGGCACCGGCUUCAUCGUCUUCUCCAGCACCACGGAAGCCAAUGCCGCGCUUGAAGCGGACAAUAAACCCUUCCGCGACCGCAUCUUGCACGUCGAGCUCUCGUCCGCCAAAGGCCGGGCGGACCCUCGCGAACGCGCAAGGAAAGAGGACGUCAUCAUCAAACAAGGCGGCGCCUCCUUAUCCCCAGAACCUGCCGACGCAGCGAACGGCCGCCGUGGCUCAGACGUCUCAAUGGCCUCAGCCCAACAAGACGACGCCUGGAAAACGGCCAAAGAGCGCAAGAUCGCCGUCCUCAACCUCCCGGACACCGUCAACGACGCCCGCGUGCGCGCGGCGAUGGAAGCGUACGGUCCGCUGGUGAAGAUCCAAAUGCGCCGGGGCGACGCGGGCGCGAUCGUGGAGUUUGCGAAUGUGAAGGAUGCGUUUCACGUGCGGCAGGGGGUGGAUUGUGCUUCGCUUGGGGACGGGGUGCGAACGGGGGAUGUGGGGGAUUUGCUUGCGAAGGUGAGGAAGAGGCAGGCUGCUGAGGGGAAGGAGGGGGCUGGGGUGGUAGGUGGGAAGGUGAGUAAGGAUGGGUUUGGCGGGAUGGCGCCGGCUGGGGUUGCGAGACCGGGGCAGCGUGGGGGGAGGAGGGGGGGUUUGGGAUUUAAGAGGGGGGCUGGGUUUGGGGCCGGGAAGAGUGGUGGUGGGGGUGAGGCGGAGGGGGUGGAGAAGGUGGGGGCGAAGAGUAACGCGGACUUCAGGUCGAUGUUUGUGAAGGGGAAGGAGGCUGUGGAGUAG